Molecule: messenger RNA, 2069 nt
Organism: Rhinolophus ferrumequinum (greater horseshoe bat)
Lineage: Eukaryota; Metazoa; Chordata; Mammalia; Chiroptera; Rhinolophidae
Gene: ACSF2
Product: acyl-CoA synthetase family member 2
Exons: 16
Coding region: 126-1973 (615 amino acids)
Biological process (GO): fatty acid metabolic process
Molecular function (GO): medium-chain fatty acid-CoA ligase activity
Source: RefSeq, a predicted model, not a curated record
CGGACCAACUCCUCCGCACCCCAUAGGCAGAGGCGACCCUCCCCGCGUCUCCGCCUGCUUCGCGCUCGCCCCGCCUCGGCUUACUUUAAAAGUUUCCUCCGUCUGGGACACCGGCAUAGUGAGCCAUGGCUGUCUGCAUCCGGAUGCUGCGUUUCGCGAGGCUUUCCGCCGGGAGUCCGGGGGUGCUAGGGGCCCGCGCCGUCCUCUCUCCGGGUUGGCUGGAAGCGAGGUUGCAGGGCGUCCGUCCCCUCAGUUCCAAAGAGGUAGAACGCACCGCCACCCUGCCCAUCGGAGGCCUCAGCUAUGUCCAGGGCUGCACCAAAUUGCGUCUUAUCAACAAGACCGUUGGGCGUUGCCUGGAUGCCACAGCACAGAAGUUCCCGGACCGAGAGGCUUUGGUCAUCCUCCAUGAAAAUGUCAGGUUGACCUUUGCCCAGCUCAAGGAGGAGGUGGACAAAGCUGCAUCUGGGCUCCUGAGUAUUGGCCUCUGCAAGGGUGACCGGCUGGGCAUGUGGGGGCCCAACUCCUACGCAUGGGUGCUCAUGCAGCUGGCCACAGCCCAAGCGGGCAUCAUUCUGGUGUCUGUGAACCCAGCCUACCAGGCUACAGAGCUGGAGUAUGCCCUCAAGAAGGUGGGCUGCAAAGCCCUCGUUUUCCCGGAGCAAUUCAAGACCCAGCAAUACUACAACAUCCUGAAGCAAAUCUGUCCAGAGGUGGAGAAGGCCCAGCCGGGGGCAUUGAAGAGUCAAAGGCUCCCAGAGCUGACCACAGUCAUCUCGGUGGACACCCCUCUGCCGGGGACACUGCUCCUUGAUGACGUGGUGGCGGCUGGCAGCACAGAGCAGCAUCUGGCCCAGCUCCGAUACACUCAGCAGUUCCUGUCCUGCCAUGACGCCAUCAACAUCCAGUUCACCUCGGGGACGACAGGCAGGCCCAAGGGGGCCACCCUUUCCCACUACAACAUUGUCAACAAUUCCAAUAUGAUAGGGGAGCGCCUGAAACUGCACCUGAAGACGCCAGAACAAUUGCGGAUAAUCCUGCCCACUCCCCUGUACCACUGCCUGGGUUCUGUGGGGGGCACAAUGGUAAGCAUGAUGCACGGUGUCACCCUCAUCCUGUCCUCUCCGAUCUUUGAUGGCAAGAAGGCGCUGGAGGCUGUCAGCAGAGAGAGAGGCAUCUUCCUGUAUGGCACCCCCACAAUGUUUGUGGAUAUUUUGAACCAGCCAGACUUCUUCAAUUACGACGUCUCAACCCUGUGUGGAGGUGUGAUUGCCGGGUCCCCGGCACCCCCAGAGCUGAUCCGAGCCAUCAUCAACAAGCUGAACAUGAAGGAAAUGGUGGUUGCUUAUGGAACGACAGAGAACAGUCCUGUGACCUUCAUGAACUUUCCUGAGGACACUGUGGAGCAGAAGGCAGAAAGUGUGGGCAGAAUUGUGCCUCACACAGAGGCCCAGAUCAUGAACAUGGAGACGGGGAAACUGGCAGAGCUGAAUACACCCGGAGAGCUGUGGAUCCGAGGGUACUGUGUCAUGCUGGGCUACUGGAAUGAGCCCCAGAAGACUAAGGAAGUAAUUGGACAGGACAAGUGGUAUCGGACAGGAGACAUCGCCAUGAUGGAUGAGCAGGGCUUCUGCAAAAUUGUGGGCCGCUCCACGGAUAUGAUCAUCCGGGGUGGUGAGAAUAUUUACCCCGCAGAACUUGAGGACUUCUUUCACACGCACCCGCAAGUGCAAGAAGUGCAGGUGGUGGGAGUGAAGGACGAGCGGAUGGGGGAGGAAGUUUGUGCCUGCAUUCGGCUGAAGAAGGGGGAAGAGACCACACCUGAGGAAAUCAAGGCUUUCUGCAAAGGGAAGAUCUCCCACUUCAAGAUUCCCCGAUAUGUCGUGUUUGUCACCAACUACCCCCUCACCAUCUCAGGAAAGAUCCAGAAAUACAAACUUCGAGAGCAGAUGGAACGACAUCUAAACCUGUGAAUAAAGAGGAGGGGGAACCUCCCAGGCCCUCCCUGCCCUUCCCCCACAUUGCCCAGUCUGUCUUUGUGAUUUGGCAUAAAGAACUUCUCUGUUUUC